AUGAGCAAAGCAUUCCAGGCACAGGACCAGGAGGCUCAGGCACUCAUUGACACCACUGCCAAGGAAUUCAGUCUGAAUGAAGCACAGGAGAGAGCCUUCCGCAUUGUUGCAAACCAUGCACUGCGGAGCAAGCCAAAUCAUCUCAAAAUGUACCUCGGGGGCAUGGCAGGGACAGGAAAGUCACAGGUCAUUAAAGCUUUG
Trametes versicolor FP-101664 SS1 is the source of this 201-nucleotide messenger RNA. RefSeq lists its product as uncharacterized. The annotation marks the transcript as partial. NCBI's taxonomy places the organism in Eukaryota, Fungi, Basidiomycota, Agaricomycetes, Polyporales, Polyporaceae. The record is from RefSeq and is a predicted model, not a curated record. The transcript has 2 exons.